CCCAUCUGCUGCUGCAGUAAAGAUGGCGUUUAGUCAAGAAAAUAAUCCAGAUCGUGGCAUGAUUAUACAGAUCUUGGAGCAUUUGUUAGAAGCUUGUAUUGUAGAGCAAGCCCAGUCAAUCCUUCCUAGUUUUGGCUCAAGCAAGCAUAUAUUAUUUGUUGCACAGGAUGAGGUCCCUGCAUUAGAGGACAGCAAUAAGGUCUCGUUGAUAAAGUCCCUCAUAGCUCAAAGAGCAAAAAUGGAAGUUGAUUCUAUUAAGUACUGCAUCAGAGUUUAUGAUAGAAGCACAAGUAAAUGUCCAUCAAAAUGGCCUGGUUCAGUUUGGCAUGGCUUACGUGAUCCUACACAGGAAGCUCUGUCAAUGGUUACUGCUGAUGUACUAGUUGAGGCAUCAUCUAGUCAAAGAAGUGAUGAUCUUUUUUCGGGUUAUAGUCAAGGAUCAUUUGGUGACAUCAGUACAUUCUUGAAGUGCAUUUCUAAUUGGUCAGAAGAUGGCGUCGUUUUUCCACAGCCGUUAUUUCAAGCCACUAUGAAGCAUCUUAGCUCUUCAUCUGAAGGAAAGAUUGCAGUUACAAUGAUGGUGAAAUCUGCUGUGAAAGACUUAGAAAUAAUCAAGAGGCCUGAUGAAAUCCUUUCUGAAGGUAGCAAAUUUUUUGAUGCUCUUCAAGCACUUUUAUCAGAGACAAGUGUACUGGAUAUAAUAGGAGAGAGGUUUCUCCAGGAAGUUAUUGAGGCUUCAAUGCUACAGGGUAGCUACUUUGAGAAGGAGAGCAUAUUGUGCUCUUUGUUGUCCUGCUCAACCAUCAUUGAACGAGUUCAUCCAUUGCUGAUGCAGAAGAAAUGGUAUGCUUGUUUUACGGGCAUAAGAGGAUUCCCUACUUGCUACCAAAGAGAUGUGGAGCAGAUACAUUCAACUAUACAAGAUGGCCUUCACAAGUGUCACACGCUAAUUCAUUCAAAUAUUUUGCUCCUUCUCAGACGUCCAUCAGCUAAAAACAAUGUACUCUCGUGGUUGGCAGCUGUCGUUUCUUUGAAUGAGACUCGUGCUGGCCCUAAAUAUGAACUAAAGAAAGGGAAUCCUGGGACUUGUACUGAUGGAUUUCUCGUCAACUUUUGUGCAGUCCUUUUGAAUUUCUGUCAGCCGUUUUUCAGCAAUCAUCCAUCAGCUCCUAAGCUCCCACUUAUAGUCCCUGAAUAUCCUUCCUCCCCCUCCUGUCGGUUAGACUUACAUAACGAGCCCUGCCUCUCUCACAGCAUCAUCAUCAAUCCCGAGCGUCAAUCCAAAGAUCAUGUUAGAUUUCAGUGUCUUGAUGGGAAUUAUAAGUUUGUGACAGAAAUAUUCUUCAUCACGCUACGGGGACUUCAUAUUGGGCUACUCCCUGCAACUGAUACUUUCAUGAAGACUCUCAGCAACUUAGCAAAAGAGAUUGAAAGGAAAGGAGGCGGUGAUAAGCUAUUGAGUGAUCUUAACGGAUUGUACCUGAUAUCCGGUAGCUGCUGUCUAUUGGAUCCACUGCUAGUCCAGAAAUGCUCUGAGUUCUAUAUCACUAAUGCUGUCUGGCUAACAAUGCUAAUGGAGUCAUGCAAUGAUGAAAAGCUCUCCAAAGAGGAGAUUCAUUCUAAGCAGAGGAAGUUAUUUUCAUUGAUACCAGAGCAUGCAGUGAAGGACAUGGUGAGGUGGUUUUUAUUUGUUUUGCGGACUCAAGCAAAAUUACUUCAAGGCCUACAGUUGACCCCAUUCGUGGAUUGCUGCAUCAGUUUAUUGGAGAGGCCAGAUCUGUUGCCCGGGCCGGUUGCUCAGAGUCAGAUUAUAUCAGUUCUAUUGGCUUGUGUUGGUAGAGACAGGGGUGACUCAAAUAGACUUCUGAGCACUGAGUCAUGGGGUGGUAUUCGUGGCGAAUUGGCAGCUAUGGUUCAAGGUAGUCCGGCCUUUCAGAGUCGCCUUGGUCCUGCUCUCCUUCACACUUUUGCUGCCGUUGGUGUCGUUGAAGGACUCGAUGUUGACAAGGAGGACUUUGAUAAAUACAGUGCAAGAUUUGAUAUCACUCAACUUCUGCUGCAUCUUUGGACUCAGCCGAGCUGUCGCGAGUCUAUCAUUCAGCAGUCUGGUACACAGAAAUUCUCUUCUUUCCUUGGAGCAAUAUUUGAUACGCUACUCUAUCAACUCAAUGAUAGCAUGACCCGAAUAAGUAAUGUACACAGAAUGGAACUCGAAAAAGACAAUGUUGAGACUUGGUUAAAAUUAUCCGGAGAAGAAACUCAAUCAAAGGAAAGGUUUCUAGCUGCAGAGCGUCGAGCAUCAAAGCAUCUCCUAAACAUGGGUAUGACAUUAUUGUCACUGCUUGAGUCAAUAACUGAAGUAGAGAGUAUCAGUAGGCACUUUGUUACUCCACCACUGGCUGUGAGGACCGCAUCUGCUAUGAUGGGGUUUCUUGAUCACCUCUGUGGCGCCAGACAAGCCGAGCUUAAAGUGAAGGAUCCCGAUCAAUUGAAGUUUGACCCACGGAAACUGGUGACCCAGCUGGCUAGAGUGAUGGUUCACAUAUGGAGGGUAGAGAAAAAUGGUGUUAAAGAGAACGGGUUCACUCUAUCGCUAGCAGCUCAUCCUGACUAUAGUCGUCAGGUAGUGAGUAAAGUUGUGAGUAUAUUGGAGAGACAUCAGUUGUGUGGAGCUGAUAUCACUAACGAUUAUAAAGGCCUACUAGCAGAGUUGGAUAAAAAGAAUGGCCCAGGUGAUCCUAUGGCCCAAGCCUCAGUUACUAUAGGUAGUGUUGGAUCUGAGUUUAAGCCGGGGACCAUUGCUGACUGGCAGAGAGAAAUUGAUUUACUGACAAUAGAUAAGAACGCACUGCAUGAGAUGUAUACAGGGACACUUCAAGACAGCGUUUAUGAUUCUGCUAGCCUUGAAGGAGUCCACUCAUUGGAGGAUAGGGCUGUACCAUCAGCAGACCCAAGGUCCCCACGGUUAAUGGCUAUACUCAGAGAUAUUAAACAAUUACAAGAAUCGCUCUCUGUUCAUCCUGACUCUUCAGUUUAUGUUAGACAAGAUGAAGAGAGGAUGGAUCUAGUGAGGGUUUUGAUAACUGGGCCGGUUGACACUCCUUAUAGCUAUGGCUGUUUUGUUUUUGAUGUAUUUUAUCCAACAAAUUAUCCUGUGGAUCCUCCAUUAGUGCUGCUUACUACAACUGGCAAUGGGACUAUAAGGUUUAAUCCCAACUUAUAUGCUGAUGGUAAGGUCUGUUUGAGCCUAUUGGGUACUUGGCAUGGUGGUGACUCAUCUGAAAAAUGGAAUCCUUUGCAGUCCAACCUCUUGCAAGUUUUUAUAUCAAUCCAAGGUCUCAUUUUAAUCCCAGAGCCUAUUUAUAAUGAGCCUGGCUAUGAGGCAAUGCAAGGAACGCCACAAGGGAAGAUUCGUAGUAGUCACUAUAACGCUUACAUACAAGUCAAUACUAUAAGAUAUGCUAUGCUGGAACAGUUAAGGCAUCCUCCUGCUGGAUUUGAGGAUACGGUGAAGAUUCACUUUAUGCUAUUGCGUGAGGUGAUACUACAGCAAUGUUCAAAAUGGCUUAAGAAUACAGUCUCAGCCGAUCAUGAGCAAAAAUUAAGAAAAGCUGUCAAUGAGUUGAGAGAGGAACUAGAGAAAUUGUAAUAAUUAUUUUUGUCUUAGAAUGUUUUUGUGUUCAUUUUUACUUUUAUAUACAAUUUCAACUUCAAGAA
Molecule: messenger RNA, 3717 nt
Organism: Amphimedon queenslandica
Lineage: Eukaryota; Metazoa; Porifera; Demospongiae; Haplosclerida; Niphatidae
Exons: 31
Coding region: 23-3649 (1208 amino acids)
Biological process (GO): protein polyubiquitination; ubiquitin-dependent protein catabolic process; ERAD pathway
Cellular component (GO): nucleus; ubiquitin ligase complex; cytoplasm
Molecular function (GO): ubiquitin-ubiquitin ligase activity
Source: RefSeq, a predicted model, not a curated record